Messenger RNA from Pseudo-nitzschia multistriata, 1805 nucleotides. The record is from the annotation of a GenBank genome assembly. NCBI's taxonomy places the organism in Eukaryota, Bacillariophyta, Bacillariophyceae, Bacillariales, Bacillariaceae.
CUAAAUAAGAACUGCGUGUGAUUGCUGUGAUAAUUCGACAAAUACUAGCUUGUAGUAUUGGUUGUCGUUUUUCAACAUAUACGCUGUAGGUUGGUGGUGAGGAUAGAUCAAACAGCACAUACUGUUGCUUCCCGUAGAAUGGGUCGUCUAUCGAGGGACAAGCGGGAUGUAUUCUAUCGACGAGCAAAGGAAAAGGGUUACCGAGCUCGAUCGGCAUUCAAACUGCUUCAGCUUGAUUCCGAGUUCAAUCUGUUCGAUGGGGUAACGCGGGCUGUCGAUCUCUGUGCGGCCCCUGGAUCAUGGAGCCAGGUGCUGUCCGACAAGCUAGUGGUUUCCAAGCGAAAUUCAGCGCCCGACGAAACCAAGACUGAAGAAACCUCCAACGCAACGAUUGUGGCCGUGGACCUCCAGCCAAUGGCUCCGAUCGACGGCGUUCUUUGCAUUCAGGGGGACAUUACGAGCUAUGAAACCGCGCAGGCGAUCCUCAAGCCUUUUGGCUGCGGGAGCGAGGGCGGUACCAAGGACGGAGGCGAAACCCGUGCCGAACUAGUGAUCUGCGAUGGUGCCCCCGACGUGACGGGAUUGCACGACCUCGACGAAUACCUCCAGGCGCAGUUGCUGAUCAGCGCGGUCAAGAUUACAACUCAUGUAUUGGUGGACGGUGGUAUGUUCCUUUGGCGUUCGCAUGGCGUCGAAUUUCUCGUAUCGUUUCUUUUCAUCCUGUAGCAUUAUCAAGUCCACUUACACAUGUGUUGUGCGUUUCGGAAUGUGCUUUCAGGAACCUUUGUCGCUAAAAUCUUUCGGGGCCGCCAUGCAAGCCAAUUGUAUUCUCAGUUGCGUCUCUUGUUUGAUCGUGUGAGCAUUGCAAAGCCCACCAGUUCGAGAAAUUCCUCUCUGGAGUCGUUCGUGGUGUGCCAGCAAUUCAACAAGCGCGGGUCUGCCGACCUGCGAAACCUAUCGCUGGACCGAGACACGGUUCUGGACGUGGUGGAAGGAUCUCCCUCGUUGCCAAAGUGCAUACCACCCUUUCUGACCUGUGGCGAUCUGAGCGGGUGGGGCGAAGCGCCCGGGACCAUUAUGGAUGCGGACAAGAGCUAUCCCAUGGAAGAAGAGGACUACGUGCAGCCGAUUCAUCCACCCAUUGCACCACCGCAUAUGCAAGCGAUCGAAGAAAAAGAGAUACAACGCCAGAAACAGGGAUAGACGAAUUUAUCAUCCAAUUCUUUGUCCGGGAUCUAACCUGGGAUUACGAAAGAUGCAGUGCCGCUUCAUCGAACGGUUCGGGGGCAACUCGUGAGGUAAAUAAUUGCUAUGAAUUUGAAUCCCAAGGUGUUGAGGAAUAAUGCUCAUGUUGCACCGCGCAAUCGACUGCAAAGAGGAAGACCUUCCCCAUGGUUCUCCUCUUUGUCUUAACAGUCUGUCCGCCGCUAGAACGACGAAGUCACUUUGCCCUUGAUCCGACAAAUAUUGCCACGCCGGAUCAAGCUUUACUGUGAAUCGACAUUUUUGCUCAUUUAUGGAUCGAUCAACAGAUCGAUCGGGAAUACGAGAAUAAAACUUCACUGACAAUUCCCUUUCUCUCUUUACAUUCGUAUGGAUUCCAGAUGCUACACGGUACGGCAACUACCACUCAUGAAAUUUGGUACAAAAGAUCGGAGUAAAUUAAUGCCAUUGUCAGAUUUCAAUUCUUUUCUCUGCAAGCUUUUGAGAUCCACUACGCACUCCGUUUCAUUUUGCAACAAGGCUUAGGAACCGCGAGUCGCACCAAAAAGAAGGAAACAAUUUAUACGACCAUCUUAAAAGCU